CGCGACGUCUUUCCCCCGUAUUUCUCAUACAGCGAGAUUCCCCCGAUGCGCGGUGUUGAGCAUUCUAUCCAGCUCGUGCCUGACUAUCGUGUUCACCAUCAGGUACCGUACCGACUCUCGAUCCCAGAGGCGACGGAACUCAAGCGUCAGCUUAAGGAACUCCUUCGACUGGGUUUCAUUAAACCCAGUAACUCCCCUUGGGGUGCACCUGUCCUCUUUGCUCGCAAAGCGGACGGAACUCUCCGCCUCUGCAUCGACUACCGCGGCCUUAACCGUUACACGGUUAAGAACAGUUAUCCCAUGCCCCGCGCGGAUGAGUUGUUUGACCGUCUGGCAGGCAACCGCUUCGUCACGAAGAUCGAUCUUCGUAGCGGUUACCACCAGAUCCGCGUUGCCACAGAGGUUCAGCCGAAGACCGCCUUCCGAUCGCGCUUCGGCCACUACGAGUUCACGGUGAUGCCAUUCGGCCUCACCAAUGCCCCCGCCACCUUCCAGACGGCGAUGAACGACAUCUUCAGAGACAUCCUUGAAGAAUACGUUCUCGUAUACCUGGACGACAUCUUGGUCUACAGUCGUACCUUAGAAGACCAUAUCAGACACCUCCACGAUGUCCUACAACGGUUACACAAGCAUGGCUUCUAUGCCAAGCUCAGUAAGUGUCGCUUUGCCCAGCGCAAAGUGGAUUUCCUAGGACACCAUGUGUCUGACCAGGGUCUCCACAUGGACGACGCGAAGAUCACUGCUAUUGCAGAGUGGCCCGUCCCCACAUCUGCCAAGCAGCUUUGCAGCUACUAUAGUAAUUUUAUCCAGGGAUACGCUAGAUAUUCCUACGUCCUUACCUCUACCCUCCUCCGAAAGAACCCGCCGUGGUUUUGGACACCCCUGUGCGAGGACGCCUUUCGCGCCCUCAAGAAAGAGGUGACCUGUGCGCCGGUUCUUCACCUUCCCGAUUUUGAUCGUCCCUUUAUCGUCACCACCGAUGCGUCAGAUUUUGCAGUAGGAGCUGUACUUUCUCAGGUGUUUCCCUCUCCUCCAGAUUCACCUUACCCCUAUGUUCCUCCUUUCCCCCCCCCUCCUGCUGACACUGCUUCUCGACUGACGCCUACCCUCCCACCACUUCCCUCCACUGACAGUCCUCCUGUUACUUACUCCCCGACCAUCACGGAGGAUGGGACUGUCGAGGCUCGUGCUGGGGAUUGCCCGAUCGCGUUCUACUCCCGUCAGCUACUGCCAGCCAAGAUAAACUACACUGCCGAUGAACGUGAGGUUCUCGCAGUAGUUUAUGCUACCCGGCAUUGGCGUCAUUAUCUGCACGGGGCGCCCUUCACGGUGCGCACGGACAACUCAGUUGUGCAGGCUUUCCUCACGAAGCCUAAGCUUUCCCCUCGACAGGCAUGCUGGUGGCGUGACUUAUCCGAGUUCAGUUUCACCACUCAGCCCAUCAAGGGUGAAACGAACCGCAUCGCGGAUGCCUUGUCCCGCCGUCCUGAUCACAAUCAGGAACCCAUCCAUCUUACUGCCAUCUCCAUCACCACUGUUGAUCAGUCGGUGAUCGACGCGUAUCCCACUCAGCACCGCCACUGCCCCGAUUAUCACAUCAUCCACGCGACACUGCGGAGUAGCAAGACCGUUCCUUCCUACUCCCUUAGGGAGAACGGCCUCGUGUACUGGCAUGGCAGAUAUGACACUCGUUGCCCUGCGCUUGACGACUGGAUCGCCCACAUGGCAGCGAUUAUGAAGUGCGCACACGAGAGUUUAGCAGACUCUCAGACUCGCAUGGCCGCACAAGCGAAACGAUCACGAAUGGAUCAUCCAUUCAAAGUCGGUGACGAUGUGCUCGUCGACGCACGCCACUUACAGCUCGAAGCAGAUACGCUUCGCAAGUUCAGGCGUCGUUUCUUCGGUCCAUGCCGCAUCCUUCAAGCCGUCGGUUCUGAUACUGUCGCUAGUCCGGUCAGCUUCCGUGUGAAGCUACCUUAUUACCUUCGACAGGCUCGCGUACACGAUGUUUACCACGUCUCCUUGCUGCGUCCUUAUUGCAGACCGUCCGAGCGCUUCGCCGGACGCCCUUAUGAGCGCCCUCCACCUAUCAUGGUGGACGGUCAUGAGGAGUUCGUUGUUUUCGACAUCGUAUCACGCCGAGUUACCGACGAUACCCCUCCACGCAUCGAGUACCUUGUGCGUUGGAAGGGCUACCCUGAUGAGGAGGCUACUUGGGAGCCCCUCAAGCACUUGCAGCACGCCAGGAUGUUGGUGCGUGCAUACGAUCGUGCUCGUUGUGCUGAGAUGUCUGCCCCUGCUCAGCCGAUUGACCCUCUUCCUCCUCCUCCGGCUGAGGAGAUUGCUGAGGACGAGCCCGCUCCCUCUGAGGCCGUUCCUCAGCCGCAGACGGUCGCCUCCGAGCGUCCAGAGCGCACUCAUCAUCGCCCUUCGCAUUACGAUGACUGACACUCUUAUCCUCUAUCUUUCCCCUACUGACUCACACCAUCAGGUACUCCAUCAUCAGCUUCUUCAGGAUGUCAGCGUUUUGCGGCUCUGCUUCGACA
Chara braunii is the source of this 2546-nucleotide messenger RNA. Lineage: Eukaryota; Viridiplantae; Streptophyta; Charophyceae; Charales; Characeae. The record is from the annotation of a GenBank genome assembly.